AUGGAAGUGUCUAGCAGUCUGCAGUGGCUCAGAGAAAAAAAUACCGAAUGUGAUCCAUGGAGAAGUCUGGUAGCUUUUCUUCGUGUCAUACAUUUACACAAGCUAACAUAUAUUCCAAAUCUGGAAGAAAAGAGAUGUUAUCCCUUGAUAGAUGUGCUGUCCAUUUUCAAGCAGCUGCAUAAGACCAGAAAAUCUGUAUUUAAUGGAGACACAUAUGCACUAGGAGUUGUUAGAGAGAAAAUAAAUGAAGAAUUCAAAAGCAAUAAAGAUGUAGAUGAUACUCAGAAGAUUGAAGAGCUUCUUACUCUAGCAGAGAGUACUGAACAUGCCCUAAGAACAAUGGUUGUCCAAGCAGAAUAUAAUCCAGAUACUGGAAAUUACAGGGCGAAUGUCACUAAAGACACACAGCUAUUUGAUAAUAAACCAUUCGAUCCAAACGCAGAUUUACCUAAGAGGAAAAGAAGACCAAAAUGUGAUGAUAAAGUGUCAUGAAUUGGAACUAAUAACUGUAUAUACAUUUAGUUAAUGAAAAUAAAAUGUUAAUUAUUGAA
Messenger RNA from Mercenaria mercenaria, 551 nucleotides. Its product is annotated as complex III assembly factor LYRM7-like. Lineage: Eukaryota; Metazoa; Mollusca; Bivalvia; Venerida; Veneridae. Gene Ontology annotation, biological process: mitochondrial respiratory chain complex III assembly. Bases 1 to 492 code for a protein of 163 amino acids. The transcript is spliced from 6 exons. The record is from RefSeq and is a predicted model, not a curated record.